Corythoichthys intestinalis (scribbled pipefish) is the source of this 5399-nucleotide messenger RNA. RefSeq names its product gastrula zinc finger protein XlCGF26.1-like. Gene Ontology annotation, molecular function: DNA-binding transcription factor activity, RNA polymerase II-specific. The record is from RefSeq and is a predicted model, not a curated record. Gene Ontology annotation, biological process: regulation of transcription by RNA polymerase II. The coding region runs from base 104 to 1909 and encodes 601 amino acids. The transcript is spliced from 4 exons. Gene Ontology annotation, cellular component: nucleus. Lineage: Eukaryota; Metazoa; Chordata; Actinopteri; Syngnathiformes; Syngnathidae.
GACCAGCUCGUUGAAGCUUUGUGGGCUAGUUGAGCUUUCACCCAAACAAAGACGUGCGUUUUAAAUCAACACAUCGCCGAGUGCGAGCCCAAAGUGUGGAAAAAUGUGCGAGAGAAGAACAGUUGCAGUGGAUUUGGAGAAGGAAUUUCGUAGAGUAGAAAAGGAGGCACAACCUCAACUACUGCUGGAUACUGUUUUUAACAAGCUGCUAGCUGCAGACUGUCGAGAAUCUCUUGUUACUCAGCAGCAGGAGCCAGGGCCCGCUUUUGUUAAAGCAGAGGAGGAUCUAGAGACCACCCAGUUAAAAGAAGAGCAGGAAGGUGAUGUGAAGAGUGAAGAAGUUGUUGGAGAUCACUCUGGAGGAUCCCAAGCAGACGACCUCUCACCUCCACUGUCAGAUAGAGUUGACGCAACAUCAAACUCAUCUGCCUUUGAUGAUGAUGAUGACCAAGAAAUCUCUGAAGUUGUUUCAUGUAUCGGCCCUACACAUCAAAAUCAGCAUCGUCAGAUCAAGUCGCUUGGUGUUCAUUUUAAAGACAUGAGUGAGGAACAUCUUUCUCUUGAGGAGCAAGAGCCACAUUUUCCAUGUGUUAAAGAAGAAGAAGAAGAGCCAGAUUACACGCACAUUAAAGAAGAACAGCAGGAGUAUGAGGUAUCCAAGUUUCCAUUGACUGGUGUCACAGUGAAGACUGAAAAGGUUAAUGGUGACCACAGUGGCAACACCACGUCACAUUCUUCUGACUACGAUGAGGAAAAUGAUGAAAAACAGCAACUCUCUAUUGAUGACAUGGCACGCCUAGCCGGAAAAAAAUGCAUCCAAUGCCAUUUUUGUGACAAAACCUUUUGCAACAAGUCAUUGUUGGUGACACACACAAGAUCACACAUAGGAGAAACUCCCUUUUCCUGCUCAGUUUGUGGUAAAAGAUUCUCUUUUAAGUCACAUUUAAAACAGCACGCAACCACUCACCCAGUUGAAAACCCUCAUGUUUGCUCUAUAUGCCGUAGCACAUUCAAGGACAGUGCUGACUUAAAAAUACAUACAAGAACACACACUUCUUGCUCAAUUUGUGGUAAAACGUUCCCUUCUAAUAUGAGUUUAACAAACCACACAAGAAUGCACACUGGAGAAAAACCUUUUGCCUGUUCAAUUUGUGACAGAAGAUUCUCACUCAAGUCAAAUUUAACAAAUCACAUAAAAACACAUUCUGGAUUGACACCUUGUGACUGCUCAGUUUGUGGGACAAAAUUCUCUACUAAAUCAAGUUUAAAGCGGCAUAUGAGAAUACACACUAGAGAAAAAACUUUUGCCUGCUCAUUUUGUGGCAAAAUAUUCCCUUGUGAAUCAAGUUUAACAAUGCACACACGAACACACACCGGUGAAAAACCCUUUUCCUGCUCGCUUUGUGGGAAAAGAUUCUCUGCAAAGUCAAGUUUGAAGCAGCACGCGAUAUUACACACAGGAGAAAAAGAUUUCGUUUGCUCAAUUUGUGGCAAAAGAUUCUCUUGCAAGUCUGGUUUAACAGUGCACACACGAACACAUACUGGUGAAAAACCCUUUGCCUGCUCAUUUUGUGGGAAAAGAUUCUCUGCAAAGUCAGGUUUAAAGCAGCAUACUAUAUUACACACGGGAGAAAAAGAUUUCAUUUGCUCAAUGUGUGGCAAAAAAUUCUCCAACAAGUCCAAUUUAACAAACCAUGCAAGAACACACACUGGGAAAAAGCCGUUUGCCUGCUCGAUUUGUGGUAAAAGAUUUUCUUUCAAGUCAUGUUUAACAAGCCACGCGCGAGCGCACGCUGGGGAGAAACCUUUUGUCUGCUCAGUUUGUGGUGAAGGAUUCACUAAGAAGCGGCGGUUAACAACACACAUGCACACACAUGAAGAGGAAACUGUUCAGUUGCAGUGUGUGUGAGAGGGAAAACUGGAAUCGGAUGUAAAAGAUCUUGGAGUUUUAAUGUAUUUAUUUUUAAAUUUUAACUCAUUAGCUGCGAUGGACUAUCAAUUGAGUUUGACUGGGAAGUCAGGCAGUUUGUAUAUGACCCCCCCCCCACUCUGACAACUUGUUGUUAAGGCUAUAGCUAUCCCAAAAAACUGUUAAUAUGUUAUGCUAACAGAUGCCCAUUUAUACUGUUGUUCUCCAUAAAGGAACCUGUGUUUUAAAUUACCUGUUAACUCUUUAAUCCUCCAUGCAAGUGUUCGUUUUCGUAAAAGGACUCCACAAAUAACGACGUGUUCCACAUCAACAAUUUAUUUUCCUAAGUUACUGACAAAGGAGUAUAAGCAGCAUGCUGGGUCUGUGAGCUAACUAUCCUAGCCUAAAAAUGAUCGGAGUAUACUGACCAAGCCAAGGCUUGGUCGCCGUUUUUAUAGAUCAGGAUGAGGAAUGGAGGGUGUGUGUUUAUGUUGGUUCAUGUGAUUGAUCAUAAGUCCAUGGAAUUCCUGUUCCUUGAUGCCAAACGGGGACAAGGUUAUUCUCGACGUCAGCUGUUGGCUUCGCCAGAAUAGGUGCCACAGUGUGUCUUCCAACCCUAGGAAAUGUGCCUUUUGCUCCCUUCUCCUCCUUUAUACCGCUCCAAGGUGGACCAACUCCAGAUGGCAUGUUGUCUUUUGCUGCCUUCACUCCUCGGGUGUUAAUCACUGCUCCAAAGUGGUAUGUUAUCGAUAGGUCCACCCUGCUUACAGAAACAGCCUCAACUUUCUUAUAGCAAAUGCAUUUUAUUGAUUCAUUCUUUUUAAAGGUUAGUACUGUUUUUUAAAUGUAAUUUCCCUUCAUCUAGUUAUUGAAAAAUGGACACUGUGAACCUUAAAUUAUGCUUCUGCGUUGCGGUGACGGAGUAGCGACGCCGUAUACCCUAUGUUGUCAACGAGCAUUCGAAGUUCUGCUUUAAGGGAACGCGUUGCUCUGUAAUUCACCACCAAGCCAGUAGAGGGGUGUUGCGUUGUGUUUGUGAGGUUUGGGGGGACUUUUGUCGAAUUCCUUGAGUUUUCUUCCGGUUAGACAACAAUAGCAACGGAGAUGGAACGCUUGAAUGUGGAUCUUCAGCUCAUCGACAUUGAACAACAAAUGUUGAUCAUACAAAUGUUGAGGCGCAGGCGACGCAGAAGACUGUUGCGGAGGUGGUCUGUCCGACUGUUUAUGCCGCACAGACACUGGCAGUCACAUUACGAAUUUUAGGUUUGGGAGGAAGCCAGCAAGCUUCGUUGUCCAACGUUUUGUCUGAUUUCUGUGCCGUGUCUUAAAACCAGCCAGUGGGAAGCCAUAGCAGAUUUCUGGCAGCUAUGGAACUUCCUAAACUGCGUCGGAAGCCUUAAUGGUAAACACGUUAUCAUAAAAGCACCGAGGCAGCCGUCUGGGUCACUGCUUCAUGUGGCCAUUCACUUCCGAACACACACAUACUUGUCCCGGAGGUUCUUCGAUUUUUUUAAUGAAUUCGCUGACCUCCAGCCCUGUAUUUUCAGUGAGCUCCUUCCACGAAUUGCUUGCCAUUUGGCAGUCUUUAUAAUGCAUUGAUGAAGCGUUGUACAGGUGGUCGUACUUGCAGACCUCUUCGAUGAUCCUCUCGUCGGCUUGGUCUAUUUUUGAGUGUAGCGCAAGAGUGUUUGUACUUUGUAGAUGGCGGUGAUUUCGCGCUGAACCCGAAACAACAGUUUAAGCGGACCAAUCACAGUCCAUUUGCGUCACGUCACCACACGUUGGCGUGACGCGUAGUCAGGAUUUUGUGGAGGUGCACGUCAGGCUACAGCAGAGGGUCGUAAAUCGGGUCUGCCUUGACGGCGUUGGUCCGCCGCAGAAGGAUAAACCAGCCUUGACUUAUAAAAAAAUGUUCCUCUUCAUUAUGCAUUCUUUGCCUAGUGCAGUUUAUACUCAGGUAUGUCUUGUAGUGUGAAAAAUACAAUAUUUAUUCGUACACUACUAAAAAAGACUUUUCAGAACAAAGAGAAAUUUCCAGCGACAGCAAGAAAGUCAAUAGAAUCACAAACGAGAUGGCUCAAUUCAUCACACUGGGUGAUCAACUUUAUUUUUAAAUAAGUUAAUUUUCAAAAUAUUUAAAUGUAGUUCUUUUACAGCCUUAUUAUUGCGCUGCACAACUAAUUUGCAAAAGAACAACAACAAAAAAAAGAUUUGUUUUUUCAACAUUAUAUGUCUAUAAUGUUGGGAUAGAAAAGACAUUGGGGUUAUUUUCUCCGAGGGCCACUUUCAGAACAAUCAAACGAUGCAAGGGCUCUCUUGAAAUCCUUCCACAUUCAUUUUUUUAAACAUCACGAACUACAGUAAAUCGUCAUUUCAUAAAGCAUUAUUUUGUAUGUAAGUAUUUGGUUACAUACUGUGUUUUUUGGACUUUAAACCGCUACUUUUUUCGCCCAUUUUAAACAAUGCAGCUUAAAGUAUCAUCCAGCUUAUUUGUAUAUUUUUACAGGCUAAUCAGCUGCAUGUAUUCUGGUGUGAAUAUCCCAAAAUGCAACGUGAACACCUGCGGUUUAUAGUCCAGUGCCUCCCAAAUAUGAACAAAAUAAGAUAGAUCGAAUAUCAUGAUAUAAAAUAUCAAGCCAUAUUGUCUUUGUAUUAAAUAAUGGGCAGACAUUGGUUUGUUUUCAUUAGUUUUUAAGGAAAUAACCUUCUUAAUAUAUACAUCAUAUGAAAAUGCGACUCAUGGGGACUAUUCUGCUAUUACUGGUGUCAUUUCUCAACUGAAAUUAUUUUCAAGGUUCCUAUUUUGAUUAACAAAAUGUAGGCUGACUUUAAGCUUCUUGUGUGAACCAUAUUCAGUCAUAUUUUCAUAAUUUGCUGCACGCCAAUGAAAAGUGGGCAACGGCCUAUGGACACAGCUGGUUAAUCAUCACGGACUAUUUAGCCCUGGCUUCUUCUGGAAGAAUGUAUUAUUUAGUUUUGUUGCCUACCCGUAGCUUAUUUGGUCAAAAUUGUAUAUUCACAAUUCAAGUUUUUGAAUUAGAAAACAAAUUCCAUCAAAUUUUUGGAGAUAUUGAGUAUAUUCUACUAAUAUUUCUACUGCUUAUCUGACUUUACGAAUAAAAAAGCUGUAAUAGCAUAAUUAUUACCAAUUUGUUUAACAAUGUUGUGAUACCAUUCUGUCUGAUCUUUCUUCUUUGUAACUUCCCUUGUGUUGGAUGGCGAUUUGUUGAUGUCGAGUGAUGAUCUUAAUUUUUCUAAUAAUGCCUUUGUAUUUUGGAUCCCUUGAUAAAUAAAGUUUUGCUUGAAAAAUAUAUACAGUUUAAGUUGGAAGUUUACAUACACAUCCAUAUUAAUCAUCUGACUAUACAAAUAAUUAUAGAUUGAAUUUUUUUUUCUUGCUUACAUUUUUAUAUAUAAAUAUUAUGUUUUGUCUGUGCCUGAUUAAAAUUCAAACUUUUUUAUUUAUCCAUUUUUUGAAAAAUAAUUUCCU